This is a messenger RNA of Diospyros lotus (date-plum), 2143 nucleotides long. Its product is annotated as putative clathrin assembly protein At2g01600. Gene Ontology annotation, molecular function: phosphatidylinositol-4,5-bisphosphate binding; clathrin heavy chain binding; SNARE binding. Gene Ontology annotation, cellular component: clathrin-coated vesicle; clathrin-coated pit. The transcript has 15 exons. Gene Ontology annotation, biological process: vesicle budding from membrane; clathrin-dependent endocytosis; clathrin coat assembly. Bases 163 to 1854 code for a protein of 563 amino acids. NCBI's taxonomy places the organism in Eukaryota, Viridiplantae, Streptophyta, Magnoliopsida, Ericales, Ebenaceae. The record is from RefSeq and is a predicted model, not a curated record.
GGGGCUUUUCAGGGAAGAAAAAAAAAAAACCAUUUUCCUGCGAAGGUCUGAAGAACACGUAAAAGAGAGAGGGGGAGAGAGAGAGAAGAGGCAGCGAUCUCAACGGCAACGGAACAGUACUGAGUAUUUUGGGGGAGAGAGAGAGAGAGAGGGGCGAGAAAGAUGGGGACGCUACAGACAUGGCGCAAGGCCUACGGUGCCCUCAAAGACCAGACCAAAGUCGGCCUUGCUCAUGUCAACAGCGAUUUCAAGGAAGUGGAUGUGGCGAUCGUUAAAGCUACCAAUCACGUCGAGUGUCCGCCCAAAGAGAGGCACCUUAGGAAAAUUUUGUCUGCCACAUCGGCGAUUCGACCUCGAGCCGAUGUUGCAUACUGCAUUCAUGCGCUUGCAAGACGACUGGCAAAGACCCAUAAUUGGACGGUGGCAUUAAAGACACUCAUAGUUAUUCACAGGACAUUGAGGGAGGGAGAUCCCACUUUUAGAGAAGAACUUCUGAAUUUCCAUCAAAGAGGGCGCAUUCUCCAAUUGUCUAAUUUCAAAGAUGAUUCAAGCCCCAUUGCUUGGGAUUGUUCUGCCUGGGUUCGUACAUAUGCACUGUUCUUGGAGGAACGACUUGAAUGCUUUAGGAUUCUGAAAUAUGACAUUGAAGCUGAGCGUCUGCCCAGACCUGGCCAAGGGCAGGAGAAGGGCUACAGCAGAACUAGGGAGCUCAACAGUGAAGAAUUAUUAGAGCAGUUGCCUGCCUUGCAGCAGCUGCUGUAUCGUCUAAUUGGAUGUCGACCUGAAGGAGCAGCUGUCAGCAAUUACGUAAUACAGUAUGCCCUAGCUUUGGUUCUCAAGGAGAGUUUUAAGAUUUAUUGUGCAGUCAAUGAUGGCAUCAUCAAUCUAGUUGAUAAGUUUUUUGAGAUGCCAAGACAUGAAGCAAUUAAAGCUCUGGAUAUAUAUAGACGAGCUGGUCAGCAGGCUGUGAGCCUUUCUGAUUUUUAUGAAGUUUGCAAAGGCUUGGAACUUGCUAGAAAUUUCCAGUUUCCUGUCUUGAGAGAGCCUCCACAGUCCUUUCUUGCAACCAUGGAAGAGUAUAUAAGAGAGGCACCGCGGAUGGUUUCUGCUCCCAGGGAGACAUUGGAGUAUCCAGAAAGGCUCCAAUUGACAUAUAAACCAGAAGAUUCACCCCCUCUUCCUGAAGAUACAGAAGCAUCAGCUGAUGAUGCUGAGCAACCACCUCCAGAGGACAUUUCUAAUGCCGUUGUUGAGGUUCCUCCCACUCCACUGCCUCCAACUGACCUGGUUACUGAUGACCUGCUGGGAUUAUCUCUUACAACACCUGAUGCAUCUGCAAUUGAGGAAAGCAAUGCGUUGGCUUUAGCCAUUGUUCCAUCUGGUACUUCUUCAUCUCUUGACUCUGGUACUGUUCAAGCAAAGGAUCUGGAUCCUACUGGAUGGGAACUUGCCUUGGUCACUACACCAAGCAGCAACAUCUCUUCUGUUAAUGAGAGGCAAUUGGCAGGUGGAAUGGACUCGCUCACUCUUAAUAGUCUGUACGAUGAAGGUGCAUAUAGAGCUUCUCAACAGCCCGUGUAUGGAACGCCAGCUCCAAACCCAUUUGAAGUUGCAGAUCCAUUUGCUUUCUCAAACAGUGUUGCCCCUCCCCCAGCGGUGCAAAUGGCAGCAAUGGCUCAGCAGCAGGCCAACCCCUUCGGUCCAUUUCAACCUGCCUAUCCCCACCAGCCACAGCAGCAACAUGUUAUGGUAGACCCUCACAACCCCUUUGGUGAUCCUGGGUUUACGGCAUUUCCUGCGAACCCAGUUCAUCCACAAACAAAUAAUCCAUUUGGAAGCACAGGCCUCAUUUAAGCGACGGAUUGAAACAUCAAAACACUGUAAUGUACCCCCAACCCAGUUGAUUUUGUUGUACUUGGAGAUGAGUGAAAGCAGGGUGUGGCUUUGUGUAUUCCAUCCUUCUUCAUAGUUGAUUUCGGAGCUUGAAUCAAAUGGUUUUGUAAAAGGUAGGAACUGGAUGAUGCAAAAAUGUAAGAAUUUUCGGUCAAAAUGACUUAAGAUUCAUCCUUGUUUGUCAAAGCAGUGGUUGCUUGUGGCACAAGCAUUGGUUUACUGUUUAGUUAAGCAGUACUUCUUUAUGUGA